AUGAGGGCAUUGCACAAAUCGAAAAGGGUAUCGUGGCCACCAGAUUUUAAACUUUGUCAGGUGCGGUUGUUCAUAUCUGAGGAAUCACCUUCACAAGUUGGAUCAGAAUCUCAAGAUCACCUGCAAGCGAAGUCAUCUUCACAUCCAAAUGAUGAUAAUCUGCCACCUGGUUUUGGUGGACCUCUUUCUGCAGAUGGGUCGCAGAUUAAGUUAUCAGACAUCCCAGUAAUAAAGUGGAAAUGCUCUGUCCGGAUUCUGCUAGAUGAGGAAUGGAGAGUGGUUGCAGGGGACGAAAGCAAAGAAGUGGAGGCGGAGAAUCAGAGGGAAUUGAGAGUUCUUGAAGCAUUCUAUCCUGGCGCAUCAUCUAUUCCUCCAAACCCUUCGGUUCCAGCUGAUGUUGAGGACUCGCAUUAUGAUGACCAGCAAACCAUUGUCAUACCCAUUCUACCUGUAGAAGAUGAUGACAUAGUGAUGGAUUCGGCAUCUGAUCUCCCAAACCAAUUUGGCGUGGAAGUGGGAACUGAGCCAUCAGUAACCGAUGACAACACUCCAACUGUUGCAACGCUCCCUGUAGGGCCAGAAAUAAUGGCUGCAUUAUCUGCAAUUUCAAACAGUAAAGGACAAGGCUGCAGCAUGAUCGACCAAGAUUUGCUUAUUAAAAUCCUAAGCAACCCUAAGUUGGUCGAGAACCUUGUUGCAAAUCGUGGUGCAACUUCGGUCUCAUCCAACACAAGUAGCCUCUCACCUUCAACGCAUGAAGUCAAUGGAGUAGUAACCACAACACCAGCCUCCUCAAAUGGACAAUUUUACCCUCAGCCAACGGUAACUCAGACGCCUCCCAUGGUGUAUCCUCCUCCGGUUCCUUCAGACGAUCCCAACUAUGGAGCACCACCAGCAAGAGACGCUAGUUAUUACAAGAACUUGAUUCAGCAACAUGGCGGGGAAAGACAAGAGACUCCACCAGUUCAACAACAACAUCUUGGUUAUCGUUACAACCUCCAACAUGAAGGUGGACCUAUCCCUGAGAUGGUAGAUAGCAAUAAUAAUAACCAGAGGCCAAGGGAUCCAAAACCCAAGAUAAUGAAGCCUUGCAUGUACUUCAACAGCUCAAGGGGUUGUCGCCAUGGAGCUAACUGUUCAUACCAGCACGAUGCUGCAGCUUACCAGCCGAGGAAUCUAAACAACGGUAAUAUCAACACUUAUGAGACACAGAACGCAAAAAGAAUGAGAUUUGACAGAGACUGA
This is a messenger RNA of Arabis nemorensis, 1245 nucleotides long. The record is from the annotation of a GenBank genome assembly. Lineage: Eukaryota; Viridiplantae; Streptophyta; Magnoliopsida; Brassicales; Brassicaceae.